Closterium sp. Yama58-4 is the source of this 522-nucleotide messenger RNA. NCBI's taxonomy places the organism in Eukaryota, Viridiplantae, Streptophyta, Zygnematophyceae, Desmidiales, Closteriaceae. The record is from the annotation of a GenBank genome assembly.
AUGAUGGGGAUUCGCAGCUUGAAAAACCUGCUGGGAUCUGAUGGAUCGACUUUGCAGGAGCUACGACAGCUGUGCAUUUAUACCUUGAGUGAUGAAUUCACACGGCUGCCUUCGGCUAUCACAACCCUUCAGCACCUGACAUCCCUGCAGGUCCACGCACGAAAGUUAUCUUCUCUUCCAAAAGAGCUUGGCGCGCUCUCAAGGCUGCGCCACCUGGACUUACCGGACUGCUCAUCCCUCACUCGUCUCCCUGCAUCUCUCUCCGAAUUAUCCUGCCUCGUUGACCUGGAGAUCAGCAGUUCUUCUGUCCGCUCUCUCCCUCCUGGCUUGUCUCAACUAAGGAGACUCAAGAGCCUGAAUCUCCGUAACUGCAGGCAGCUGGUGGUUCUGCCUGAUGAAAUACAAGAUCGUCUCCCAAUGCUCGAUUUUCUUGAUACUAAAGGCUGUGGAGGUCCCCCUCACAUUUCGGAGCUUCUGUUAGACCUUUUGCUAGGAAAUUAUGUUGGUGAUCUGAUAGAAUAG